Rosa chinensis is the source of this 1484-nucleotide messenger RNA. Its product is annotated as kiwellin. The record is from RefSeq and is a predicted model, not a curated record. The transcript has 3 exons. The coding region runs from base 597 to 1262 and encodes 221 amino acids. NCBI's taxonomy places the organism in Eukaryota, Viridiplantae, Streptophyta, Magnoliopsida, Rosales, Rosaceae.
CGUCCUCUCCUUUUUGUUUUUUCUUCUUUGCGUUCUGUCUCUCUCCCCUCUUCAAUUUCAUCCGGUCCUCUCCUUUUUAUUUUCUUUUCUCUGCGUUCUGUCUCUCUCCACUCAAUUCCAUCUUAUUCUCAUCGACGGAUCGGCCUUAGUAGUCAGUAACUCACCAUCUCACCAGUCACUACUCAGCCGUUCAGGUUGUGGCUGCCUAGCAAUUUUUUGGGAUUUUGAGAAUUGAAAAAAUUGGAGAAAAAGCUGUGAGCAAACUCAGAGUCUUAUCUCACUCAUCUGAGUCUUUGAUCUUCAAGGAAUCAGGGCAAGUGCGUGCAAUACUAUAAGUCACGAAACAUGGACCCAAGACUUUGAAAAAUCAAACCACUCGAGACGAAACAUGCAUGGACCCAAGACUUUGAAAAAUCAAACCACUCGAGACUUUGAAAAAUCAAACCACAAAAAUGGUACCUAAACUCUUAUUCUUUUCCACGAACUUUAACGUCAUCUUAGCUCAAGAAUAUGACUAUAUUAGUCUCAUGCCUCUCAGAAUCAUCCCCCACUUCUUAGUAUUCUAAAUAUAUAUCGUUGUGAAUCAAAUCAUUCAAAUGGCAAGUUCUUUAGUAUGUUUGACAUCUCUUUCCCUCGUCUUCAUUUUCAUCUCCAUCCCUCUCCCGUACUCCACAGCUAUCUCCUCCUGCAAUGGCGCAUGCAAAACCUUGAACGACUGUGCUGGCCAACUCAUCUGUAUCAACCAAAAAUGCAACGAUGACCCCGAUGUUGGGACUCACAUAUGCGGCGGCGGUGGGGGAGGAGGCUCAUCACCUUCUCCUAGCCCCAACAAUUGCAGACCCUUUGGAACACUGGUUUGCAAGGGCAAGUCGUACCCUAAAUACUCGUGCUCUCCCCCUGUAACAUCGUCCACCAAAGCCUUACUUACACUCAAUGAUUUCAGCGAAGGCGGUGAUGGGGGCGGGCCAUCAGAAUGUGACGAACAAUAUCAUCCAAACAGUGAGCAGGUUGUGGCUCUUUCCACUGGGUGGUUUGAUAAUAAAUCGAGGUGCGGGAAGUUAAUAAGAAUUCAGGCAAGUAAUGGGAAGACUACGACUGCGAAAGUGGUGGAUGAAUGUGAUUCGCGUAAUGGAUGUGAUAAAGAGCAUGCAGGGCAGCCGACGUGUGGAAACAAUAUCGUGGAUGGAUCUGCAUCUGUGUGGAACGCUUUGGGACUCGAUCAGAAUCAAGGUAAGGUGUCGGUGACUUGGUCCAUGGCAUGAUUUGGCAGCAGCUACUAUAGUAGCAUAUGCACUCGAGCUGACUAAAUACAUAAAAUAAGGACCAUAUAUAUGAUUAAUCCAAGAACGAUUAAUUGGAUAUCAUGUAAGGUUUAGUUUUGCCGUACUGUUGAUGUUUGUGUUUGUUAUGUGUGCCGAGCUUAUGUUACUUGAAUAAAAAAUUUAAAAUAUGAUCUUAGCGUGAGUUUGUGGCACUUUUUGGAA